Messenger RNA from Colletotrichum karsti, 1182 nucleotides. RefSeq lists its product as uncharacterized. The record is from RefSeq and is a predicted model, not a curated record. The transcript has a single exon. NCBI's taxonomy places the organism in Eukaryota, Fungi, Ascomycota, Sordariomycetes, Glomerellales, Glomerellaceae.
UUGAACGGUCCCAAAUCCAAUCGUAACCUCGUACCACCCACAGCAGGCUCCCCUCGCAACAGUGUGAGCACUCGCCUCGACAGGAACGCCAGCAUCCCGUCGACGAGCAGCCCCUCCCCGUCUCCCCGAGGCGCCCAAAAGAUGGUCCAGACCAUCCGCACAGUACCCUCCUUCGAAGCCGCGAGCGACACGAGCUCCGACACCCACUCCCGAAACUCCGCCUUCUCCAGCUCCGUCAACAGCAACGCGAGCAGCAUGGCCUCCAACCACCAAGACAGGUCCUCCCCGAACGUCCGGCUAAAACAGACAAACGGCGCCGACGCGACGAUGAAGUCCAGAGAUGACUCUCCCCCGAUCGACGACGAAACCGCAGCGGCGGCAGCGGCGGCGGCCACCGACGGACAGGGCGGCCCGGGAUGGGACUCAACGAUCGGCAAGGCUGGCCUGGGAAAGACAGGGCGCGUCAUCAACAAACUCGUCAGCGACAACGAGGCUCUCAAGCGCGACAUCCAGAUCGAGCGGUUACGCGCCGACGAGGCGAAACAGGCCGCGAAGCUCGUCGAGGACAAGAUGGAGCGCCUCAUUAGCGACUACGAAUCCCGCCUGCUCGAGGCCAGCGUCACAAAGACCCUCCUGAGCCGCAAGGAACGCCAGGUCGAGUCCCUCCAGGCGAGCGUCGAGCUCGAGAAGAAGCGUACCUCCGACGCCCAGCAGAAAGAGCGCUCCUGGCGCGACGAGAUGGAGAAGAUGCGGUCCAGCACCACUAAGCAGGUCGAAGACGCAAACACCCACGCCGCUCUCAUGGAGGGGAGGUAUAACGCCAUUAGCUCCCACUGGAAGGACCAGGGCGACGAGGUGAAGCGUGCCCACCUGAAGCUCCGCUCCGAGAUCGCCGGGGUGGUCGAGGAGAGGAGGAGAGACGACGACAAGAUCACGGCGUUGAGGGACCUCUGUGACCAGCAAGACGGCAACAUCAAGGAGCUACAACGGCAAAAGGAGGAUAUAGAGAAGAAGUUCGCGGAUUACAAGGCAGAGCAAGAGGGUGCACUGAAGGGUAUCAAGACGAGCGCGGCGGAGAGGGAAGCGGAGCAGGAGCGGCUACUCGAGGAGACGAGGUCGACGUUGGCGAGGUUGAAGUGGGCGCUGAAUGUCAAGGAGAACGUAAAAGAUCUGCUGCAAUGA